AUGAAUGAAAUGGAAGCAAAUAGGAGAUCUAAUUUUUUUGCUGCAAGUGGAAAAAGGGUAAUGCAAGAAUAAUAAGAACAAGUAAAUUAUUUAAUUCAAGCAGAUGUCGAUUCGAGAAGAUUAAAAAUAUAAGUUAUAAUAAUAUAAUGAUGAGUAAAAAUUAGAAAUACAAGAACCUGUUCCCUUCUAUUUACAAAGAAAUGAUCGCCCAUCAAAAAUAACAGCUGCAGAAAGAAAAGAAAUAAUUCGAAACAUAGAAAUAGAAGCAAACAGAAAUUCUGAUGGGGGAAUAUUUGCAAAAGUAUAUAAGCAAAAGGAUGCAAAAGAUUAAUAGUAAUAGACAUAAAAGCAAGCAUUCAUUGAUGAAAUAUAAAAGUAAAUAGACGAAAAGAAAAAGAGGAAAGAGGAGGAAAGGUAAAAACAAAUUGAAGAGGAUAGAAAAUAUGAAGAAAAAUUAAAAAAGGAAAGGGAAAAAAUAAGUUAAAAUUAGAAUAAAGAAGAUGACAAGAAGCUCAUUAUUAAAACGAUUAAAAAUAAACAUCUUAGACAAUAAUAGGAUGAUUCAAAGUUCAUUUUCAAUGAAUUCGAAGAUCACUAGAUUAAUUUAACUAAUAAUAAUAUUGUUCCUAAUUAUCUCAAAGAAGUUGAUGAUAAAUAUGAUUAAGAACUUAAACAUAAAGUAAAUCCUCACACUCCUUUAACGAAAUUAUAAUCUUAGAGAACCUUGCAAGAUUAAAAUUUAAUAAAUAUUACAUAUAACCCUCCCAACACAGCUGGUCAAAAUUAAAAUAGUACCUCAUUUAGAAAUAAUUCAUAACAUUAAUAUAAUUAACCAUUAAAUUAAUAUGAAAUAUAGUAAAUGCAAUAACAAUAAUAAUAAUAGUUAUUUCAAUAGUAAUCCUAUCAAGAUUCUUACUAAUAGUCUAAUUAUCAAUAUUAACCAAUCUAAUAUAGAUCUGCUAUGCCAUAAAUAAUUUAGUAGAUUUAAUAGGAGCAAUAGGAAUUAUUGGAGAUCAAUAAAUUUAAAAGUAGAGAAUAAGAAUAAGGAAUAGAAAAAUUGAAAGAAGAAAUUGAAUUUUAAUCUAACAAAUGGAAUGAAGAGUUGAGAAGACUAAGGGGAGAGGUUUAAAUAAAUACUGAAAAGAAAAAUAGAGCAUUUUAUGAAUUAUACAAUCUAAAGGAUGAGCUGAAAAAACAAUAAUUAUUUGAAGAGGCUAAUUUGAAAUUGGUGAAAUAAUAGAUUGCAAAUAGGAGACCUGAUAGUUUAGCUAGUACUGAAAAGAAAUUAAUCACAGAAAGUGAUUAUAAAAAGAGUUCACACUAAAGCAGACAACUAUCUAAUAUAGAAGAUAAUUUAUUUCUUGAAACUUUUGUAGAUUAAAUAUGA
Messenger RNA from Paramecium octaurelia, 1387 nucleotides. The record is from the annotation of a GenBank genome assembly. Lineage: Eukaryota; Ciliophora; Oligohymenophorea; Peniculida; Parameciidae.